AUGGCUUACGCCUUGCCAGCACAGGGCCAGGCGGCCACUGUGUCUUCUGCCAUCUGGCAGAAACGCCCCUUUGUGGGGCCUCGCUCUCUGUCCAAGCGGGGCUUCUUGCCCACUGUCAUCAGAGGGCAGGUGGCUGUCGGCACACUGCCACGGCCGCAUCGCUGUGUGCUGGUCCUAGUCCUGUCCUCUGAAGAGACCGGGGAGGGCAGGGUGGAUAGACAGGCCCAGCAUCUGGAGUGUGGGGUGCAACGGCGCUCUCAGUUUGGGGCUAGGGCAGGGCUCCAGGCUGAGGGCCAGAAGUCAGGGGUCUGGACCCCCAGCGCAGUGAGCUGGGCCCAGUGGCUGAGACCUGUACGUGUGCAUAAGGUCACACAUGGGAGCUUCCUGCGGGCAUGUGCCAGGCGGGUCCUGGGGUGCUGCUGGAUAUCUUCCCCGGGCCCUCUGCCCCCAAUCCAGUUACUGAGGGUCCCUGAAGGCCAUGCAGCUGUGCCAAGGCCCCUGCAGCAGUUCCUGGCAGCCCUGCGUCUGCCUGCCUGCCGCUCCCUUGGGGCACCCCUGCUACCCGGCAGACCCCCGUCCCCCCCAUCUUGGACGUUCUCAGGACUCCAGGCCGGGAAAGCAGGGGGCCAAGGUGGGGCCCGCGGCCGGGAUGCCACCCUCUGGCUCUCACUGGGUCUGAGCUGGCCGCCUCCUGCAAUAUUGAUGGCCCGUCAGCCCCAUUUUGAGCGCGGAGCCGCCUUCGAGCCGAGCGCCCGUGGCGGCUUGCCCGCUGCCCAUGUCUGCUUUUUUAACCCCGCAGGUGCCUCCGCCAUGGCAGCGGCCGAGGUGCCUGGCUACCUUGUGUCCCCUCAGACGGAGAAGCACCGGCGGGCCCGCAAUUGGACAGACGCCGAGAUGCGCGGCCUCAUGCUGGUCUGGGAGGAGUGCUUCGAGGAGCUGAAGCAGACCAAGCGCAAUGCCAAGGUGUAUGAGAAGAUGGCCAGCAAGCUCUUCCAGAUGACCGGCGAGCGGCGGCUGGGUGAAGAGAUCAAGAUCAAGAUCACCAACAUGACCUUCCAGUACAGGAAAUUAAAAUGCAUGACAGAUAGCGAGUCCGUCCCGCCUGACUGGCCCUAUUUCCUAGCCAUUGAUAGGAUCCUGGCCAAGGUUCCCGAGUCCUGUGACGGGAAACUGCCGGACAGCCAGCAGCCGGGGCCCUCAACGUCCCAGACCGAGGCGUCCCUGUCGCCAUCCGCUAAGUCCACCCCCCUGUACUUACCGUACAGCCAGUUCUCCUACGAAGGCCGCUGCGAGGACGACGGCUCCGACAGCUCCUCCAGCUUACUGUCCCUUAAGCUCAGGUCGGAGGAGCGGCCCACCAAGAAGCGCAAGGCGCGGAGCUGCCCCUUCCAGAAGAAGAAGCUGCGGCUGCUGGAGGCCACGCUGGAGGAGCAGCGCAGGCUGAGCCGCGCGGUGGAGGAGACGUGCCGCGAGGUGCGCCGUCUGCUGGACCAGCAGAACAUCCUGCAGGUGCAGAGCCUGCAGGUGCAGGAGCGCAUGAUGAGCCUGCUUGAGAAGAUGAUUGCCAAGUCCAGCGUCUAGGCCGGCGGCCACUGGGACGGAGUGCCGGAGACAGCGGAUGCUCCACGUGGCCCCUGGCCGGACCCCAGGCGGUUCUGGGCCAGGCCGUCCCUCCAUGGGGUGCUGAGGACCCCACGGGCGCCGGGAGAUACUGGAGGCCCCCCUCCAGCAUUCACACCCUCCCUGGACAUGAGGCAGGGACUCCACAGUGCGGACGUCUCCGAGUCCACUCUCCGGUACAGUUGCUCUUGGUGGGACCUCAGGCAGCUUUGGUCUUAAAUGUGUUCAUUUUUCAUUACGCCUGGACGCAGAGUUCACAUCUUGUAGCAUGGAGGGAGCCCUCAGGUCAGUCUGUUUUGACGGCGAAAGCAGGUGGCAAUGAGUCAGCAGUGGUCCACACAGGUGACGGACUCUCUCCAGGGGAGACGUUCACUUUCUCCUCUCCAGGGUCCCUGGUCCACAGUGCAGACCCCAGAGAGCCACACAGCUCUGUUGGUUUUUGUCAUCUCCUUUGGGACCUUGGGUGUUCUGGCUGCCUCCUUAGUAAUCACACUAAUAAAAAAAAUAACACCUGCUCACGUCCACCACCCUCGUCCAUUCUCUUGGCAGUGGGGAGAGAGGG
Messenger RNA from Loxodonta africana (African savanna elephant), 2182 nucleotides. It is a transcript of the gene MSANTD1, whose product is annotated as Myb/SANT DNA binding domain containing 1. Gene Ontology annotation, cellular component: nuclear body. Gene Ontology annotation, biological process: positive regulation of DNA-templated transcription. NCBI's taxonomy places the organism in Eukaryota, Metazoa, Chordata, Mammalia, Proboscidea, Elephantidae. The transcript is spliced from 10 exons. The record is from RefSeq and is a predicted model, not a curated record. The coding region runs from base 1 to 1581 and encodes 526 amino acids.